AUGCUAGCAACGAUGUGUAACAACAGUGUUGUGAUAAUAUUGCUUCUGGUGGUGUAUAGUUCUAACGGGUAUAGGAGAGCUUUUGAUUAUGACUUGUACAAAAACGUUUUGGACCCAAAAUUGUGUCAAAGGCAGAUGGAGAUUUUGGUCACUACAAAUCUGCAAUGGCUGUUUCUUGACUCCAGUGGAAAGAUUCCAAAUGGUAUCGCAUCAUCGAACCUGAACGAUCUUGGUGACUAUUACCAAUGUCUAAGUAUAGCUGUAUACGCCAACGAUACUUUCAUAGAAGGUAAAUACAGUGGCAUACAAAUUCCAUUGGACCAACCGAUACAAAUACCGCAGUUGCCAGAAAUUCCAGAAAUACCGGAAUUACCUCCGAUACCAAAUAUAACGAUACCGAUUUGGCCGAUUGAGCAAGUUCGAAGUCAGGAGCAGAUGAACAAUAUUCGACUAUUGGCUCAAAUUAUGGCAGGUGUUGGAGAAGAAAAUGUGCUUGUCGAACAGCAGGAUAUCAAUACGAGGAUCUUUCCGAUGUUCAUUACUGCCCAAAACCGAGCGAUGUUGGGCGUUUGUGUUCCCAAAGUGUGCACAUCUACGGAAGCUGUCACUUACUUCCAAAGGCAUAUUCCAUUCCUAAACUUUACUUUUAUGGAAUAUUACUAUCGUCUGCCACAAGACCGACCAUUCGCUCCAGCUGACUAUGUCGCAUUUGUAAUUUUCUCUGUAAUUGGAUUUCUUGUAAUCAUCAGCACUACCUAUGACUUAUACAGCAACUUUCAGCUCAGACAGCGGCCCAACAAAAUGUACUGCUGCUUCUCCGUAUAUACGAAUACCAAACGCUUCUUGACCUUUAACAGUAAUCCGGAAGCUCUAGAAUGUGUAGAUGGUAUCAGGGCUAUCUCUAUGUUGUGGGUCGUCGUUGGACAUACAUACUCGAUGACAUUUUUAGGAUUUGUGUAUAACGUACAAGACAUUCUUGAGUGGAUGAGACUGUUCACAAGUACAUGGGUUAAUUCAGCACCAUUGAGUGUUGAUACAUUCUUCUUGUUGAGUGGAAUUCUAGUCGUCUACAGUACUACUGGCAAGAUAAGCAAAAGUCGUUUUAUUAGAACCGUGCAUUUAUUCUACAUGAAUCGGCUAUUGAGGAUUUUUCCUCUUCUCGCCACCGUCAUCCUCCUCCAGGCGUCCGUCUUUAACUACCUCUCUGACGGGCCCUUCUGGAUGAAUGUUGGUGCGGCAACAGAAAACUGCAGAAAGUAUUGGUGGUCUGCCUUACUCCAUGUACAGAACUACGUGAACCCAACCAGAGUAUGCAUACCUCAAACUUGGUACCUUUCUGUAGACAUGCAGCUGUACAUAUUCUCUCCAUUGAUACUGGUCUGGUUGUUUGGAUCACGGAAGUUUGCAUGGGGUGUCCUGUGCUGCAUCUUUCUGCUAUCUCUUGUAUCAGCUUCUGUAUACAGCUUCAUUUACGAUUUCAGCGCUGCCCUUGUCCAACCAAAUCGCAUGUUUGAGAUUGUAAACUAUUUCGAAACAUACUACUUUAACACUCUGGCAAGAGCGCCUCCAUUUUUCGUUGGCAUGAUUUAUGGAUAUAUUCUCCACUUGUACCGCGGAAAGAAAGUCAGAAUUACAAGUGUAAGUAAAUUUUUAAUUUAUUUUGUAAAUUAGAUAUUAUUCUUAAGAAGGUUAAGGAACUUUGGAUUUAUAAAUCAUUAAUUAUUAU
Chilo suppressalis (striped riceborer) is the source of this 1726-nucleotide messenger RNA. NCBI's taxonomy places the organism in Eukaryota, Metazoa, Arthropoda, Insecta, Lepidoptera, Crambidae. The record is from the annotation of a GenBank genome assembly.